Molecule: messenger RNA, 435 nt
Organism: Blepharisma stoltei
Lineage: Eukaryota; Ciliophora; Heterotrichea; Heterotrichida; Blepharismidae
Source: the annotation of a GenBank genome assembly
AUGGAUAUUCUUUAUAAUCUGUGCUAUUAUUCUGAGUGAAACCCUGAGAAAUCACGAAUAUUUAGCUCAAAUUGGUUUGUGAUGACAAAAGGUUAUAGUCAUCGAGAAUUGGUUGGUGGAAUUGAAGGGCCAAGCAAUACCCCAUACGAAGGAGGAAUAUUUUAUUUCUCAAUUAGACUUGGCUGGGAAUACGAAACCCCAGAAUUUAUGUUUCUCAGUCAAAUCAUUCAUCCAAAUAUAGAUAUUGAUGGAAAAUUACUAAUUAAAAUCCCAUAUCUAAACGGGCUAAAAGGUUUGCUGGACUGAGUAGUAAAUUUAUUGAAAAACUCUCAAUGGAAAGAGUCGGAACACCCUAGAAACCUUGAAUUAUAUACAAAAGACCCAGAAGCAUAUUAUGUCUAUGCAAAACAAGCAACAAUGAAAUACGCCAAUUAA